Messenger RNA from Ziziphus jujuba (common jujube), 925 nucleotides. Its product is annotated as cinnamoyl-CoA reductase 1. NCBI's taxonomy places the organism in Eukaryota, Viridiplantae, Streptophyta, Magnoliopsida, Rosales, Rhamnaceae. The record is from RefSeq and is a predicted model, not a curated record. Gene Ontology annotation, molecular function: oxidoreductase activity, acting on the CH-OH group of donors, NAD or NADP as acceptor.
AUGCUUUUAAGAGUUAUGAAGAAAAAGGUCCUUUGGGUGAAGACUGGUCGACUGGUAGAGGUGGUGGAAACUGCUGUGAAGGGUACACUUAAUGUAGCAAAAGCAUGUGGUGAAGAAGUCAAGAGACUAGUUUUUGUGUCAUCUGCUGCUGCAGUGGGUAUGAAUCCCAAGUGGUCUGCGGGUCAAGUUUUGGACGAAACAUGUUGGUCUGAUAAGGACUACUGCAGAACUAUUAAGCACUGGUAUAGUCUUUCCAAAACAGAAGCAGAAAGUGAGGCUAUGGAGUUUGGAGAAAAAAGUGGCCUUGACGUUGUAGCUGUUUGUCCCAGUCUUGUUUUGAGGCCGAUUCUACAGACCAAUGUAAACGCAAGCAGCUUGAUUCUGCUUAAACUUUUUAAAGGAGGAAAUGAUGAGAGUGAGACAACAUUGGAAAACACGGAACGGAGGAUAGUGGAUGUACGGGAUGUAGCUGAAGCAGUGGUUAUGGCAUACGAGAAAACUGAGGCUCAAGGAAGAUACAUAUGCACCUCACAUCCAAUCAAGACAAGCCAUCUGGUAGAUAAGCUCAGAAUUAUAUAUCCACAUCCCAAUUUUCCCAACAACUUUUUUGAUGUAGAGGAAGAUAUAAGACUCAGUUCUGAAAAGCUGCAGAGGUUGGGUUGGAGUUUCCGAGCAUUGGAUGAAACUCUUAUGGAUUCCGUGAAGAGCUAUCAGGAAGCUGGACUUGUGGAUUAGGAAUAAUAUCAUGUAGGAUAAUGUUAUACAUGCUCUGCAAUAAUAUGCCAACUCUCUCACUUUCCUACUACCCUCACACCCAGCUUAAUUUUAAUGGCAAUUGAUACAUCAGCACUACGAGACCAAUGUUGGUGCAACCCAAGUGAGAAAUAACAUUUUUCUAUUUCAAAAAUAAAAACUUGAAUUUCUA